Messenger RNA from Elgaria multicarinata webbii, 939 nucleotides. RefSeq names its product olfactory receptor 11G2-like. Lineage: Eukaryota; Metazoa; Chordata; Lepidosauria; Squamata; Anguidae. Gene Ontology annotation, biological process: G protein-coupled receptor signaling pathway. Gene Ontology annotation, molecular function: olfactory receptor activity; G protein-coupled receptor activity. The coding region runs from base 1 to 939 and encodes 312 amino acids. The transcript has a single exon. Gene Ontology annotation, cellular component: membrane. The record is from RefSeq and is a predicted model, not a curated record.
AUGGAGCUUUUUAACGGGACCACAGUGCAGGAAUUUAUUCUGCUGGGCUUUAGAGUUGGGCAACAGGGACGCCUGCUUCUCUUGAUCUUCAUCACUGCUGUCUACACCCUGACUUUGGCUGAGAACUUCAUCAUCAUCAUGUUAGUAACUCAAGAUGCACGCUUGUCCCACCUCCCCAUGUACAUCCUGCUGAGCAACUUCUCAUGGCUGGAGAUGUGUUACGUGAGUUCCACUGUGCCCCGGAUGCUCUUUGACCUAUCCUUCCCAGGUGGUGCCAUAUCCUUCCAUGCCUGCUUCUUCCAGUUUUACAUCUUCUUCUCACUAGGUACUACUGAAUGCCUCUUCCUAUCAGCCAUGGCCCUAGAUCGUUAUUUGGCCAUCUGCCGACCACUGCACUAUCCACGAAUUAUGUCCCAAGAUAACUGUUAUGCCCUAGUAGCUGCUUGUUGGAUCGUUGGCUUCCUAUGGUACCUUGCACCUGUUUUUUUGAUCUCCAGGUUGUCGUUCUGUGGUGGCAACACCCUUGAUCACUUUGUGUGUGACUCUGGCCAACUCCUAGCCUUGGCCUGCCCCCCACUGGGGUACCUCCCCCUCUUCUGCUACACCAUCACCUCUUCUAUGAUUCUAGUUACCUUUCUAUUCAUUGUGAUCUCUUAUGUGGGUAUAGUUGUCACCCUGGUGAAAACAUCUGGCCAAAACACUGGAAUCAAAGGCUUUUCUACAGUCUCUUCCCAUCUAGCAGUGGUGACACUCUUCUAUGGAUCUGUAGCCACUAUGUAUAUAGGACACAGUGGAGAAAGUCAUAGUGAGAAAUCUAAAGUGAUGACUCUCUUCUACACUGCUGUUGCCCCUCUGCUUAACCCCUUGAUCUACUGUCUCAGGAAUGAUCAGGUGAAACAAGCAUUUGUCAGGUUUUUGAGAAAGAAAAGGUUGAAUUAG